This is a messenger RNA of Anthonomus grandis grandis, 1223 nucleotides long. RefSeq lists its product as uncharacterized. Bases 10 to 1188 code for a protein of 392 amino acids. The transcript has 7 exons. The record is from RefSeq and is a predicted model, not a curated record. NCBI's taxonomy places the organism in Eukaryota, Metazoa, Arthropoda, Insecta, Coleoptera, Curculionidae.
GAAGCUAUCAUGGAGUUCGCAAAGGUCAAAUUUGGCUUAACAAUAAUAUUUGCCACUUUUUUGAUUUUUAGUGAUAGUCUUCCCAGUGGAAAUGAAUUGGUUUUUCCUGCAAAUACAGAACUGUUCUUCAACAGAAGCUCCAGGCAAUAUGUUUGGCUACCAUUCUUCUGGGGUGUAGGCUUAGUACGUUUUGAAAAUGGCGAAUGCGACGGCGGUAAUGGAUUCACUGGAACGUGUUUCACCAGAAGAGAAUGUUCUUAUCAAGAUGGAGUGAGAGCUGCUUCUUGUGCAAACAGUGCGGGGGCAUGUUGCGUUUUUCAAAGGACUUGUGGAGAGAGCAGCAGUGUCAAUAAUACUUACUUUGUGAGUCCUGGUUUUCCUUCCACGUAUACAGGGGGCACUGCUUGUUCGUUUACCAUUGAGAAACAAGACGAUGCAUGUCAAGUAAGAUUAGAUUUCUUAACGCUAAACCUUGCACAGCCAAAUGUUAAUGGUACAUGCACAACGGAUGCACUUACCGUAACUGGGGGUGCGUCAAUAGUACCGAUUAUUUGUGGAGAAAAUACUGGUCAGCAUAUGUAUGUGGAUUUUAAUGGAAAUACUUCCAUUACCGUCACUAUUUACGUUCGAUCGGCUACUAUUUCAAGAUCUUGGAAUAUUAAAGUGGCCCAAAUCAAUUGUAACUGUCCUUGGAGAGCUCCAUCUGGUUGUUUACAAUUUUACAAUCAACUGAGUGGUACAGUGCGUAGCUUCAACUAUGGCAGUUCCAGCUUACUUAACGGCACAAGACAACUUGCUGGAAUGAAUUAUGGGGUCUGUGUUAAGCCUUUUCCAGGCUAUUGUGGCAUUCAAUGGUCCCAAACCUCAGACUUAUACAGUUUUUCGGUCACCAAUAACACAUUUACGGCCGUGAGUGAUUUAACUCUUGGAACCGCAUCAGCCGCUCAAACUGGAUGGAAUUGCACCACCGAUUUUGUGGUUAUUCCGGCACCGAUUUUAAGUUCCAACAAUACGCCUUUGAAUACCGAUCGGUUUUGUGGAAACGGGUUUCCCACAGUAAUAUCAUACUCAAAACCGUUUGUACUCACUGUGGUUACUGACGGAAACGAAGUGAACGACUCGGGAAAUCGUGGAUUUGCUUUAACAUUUUCGCAAAUAUUGUGUGUUGGUUCAUUGCUUUUAGGAUAAUUAGGAAGAAGAUGAAAUUAAUAAAAAACGUUAUA